AUAGUUAUUGGAUUUUUUAUUUCGCUACUGGUAUAGGUUUAUUGAAAAAACAAUUCGAUAUUAAUGAUAAAAAAUUAAAUGAAAAUUCUAGCCUAUUUUCAAAUAUAACUCGAGAAUAUAAAGUUCCAUUACCUUUUGCAAUAAUUUUUAUAUUAGCAGGUUUAUUCAUUUUAGUGUUUUCUUUUGUUGUUAAUCUCCGAUACUUUAUUAGUUAUGGAUUUCUUUUUGUUGCUUUAACAUGUUGGUAUUCCUUUUAUUACUGGUGGGGUACUAUAAAAGAUCAAAGAGAAGCUGCUAUUAUGAGAAUAGCGGAUGAAAAUGAAAAACCUUAUGAUUUUAAUUAAUUAAUUUAUUAUUAUUAUAUUAUUAUUUAA
Rhizophagus irregularis DAOM 181602=DAOM 197198 is the source of this 374-nucleotide messenger RNA. NCBI's taxonomy places the organism in Eukaryota, Fungi, Glomeromycota, Glomeromycetes, Glomerales, Glomeraceae. The record is from RefSeq and is a predicted model, not a curated record.